Messenger RNA from Brugia malayi, 1068 nucleotides. RefSeq lists its product as uncharacterized. Gene Ontology annotation, biological process: glycerol-3-phosphate catabolic process; carbohydrate metabolic process. Gene Ontology annotation, cellular component: glycerol-3-phosphate dehydrogenase (FAD) complex; cytosol. Lineage: Eukaryota; Metazoa; Nematoda; Chromadorea; Rhabditida; Onchocercidae. The record is from RefSeq and is a predicted model, not a curated record. Gene Ontology annotation, molecular function: NAD binding; glycerol-3-phosphate dehydrogenase [NAD(P)+] activity; protein homodimerization activity. The transcript has 9 exons. Bases 1 to 1068 code for a protein of 355 amino acids.
AUGGGACCAAGAACACCAAUCAAGGUGACUCUUGUCGGCUCAGGCAAUUGGGGUUCAGCAAUUUCGCUGAUCGUUGGGAAAAAUGUGCAGAAGUACAAAGAUAUGUUUGAUCAUCAAGUACGCAUGUGGGUUUAUGAAGAGAUAAUCAAUGGGAUGAAACUUACGGAAGUAAUUAACACGCAACAUGAAAAUAUCAAAUAUCUGCCAGGCAAAAAGCUGCCACCAAACGUGGUAGCUAUACCGGACUUGCUGACAGCUUGCAAAGGCAGUGACAUACUCAUAUUUGUAAUCCCUCAUCAGUUUGUGGAAAAUGUUUGCAUACAGUUGAAGGGUCACCUAAAAGAAGGCGCGCUUGUAGUUUCACUCAUAAAGGGCUUCAUGAUUCAGAAAAAGAAAGGUGGGAUUCGUUUGGUUACUGAAGAGAUUCGCGAUUUGCUGGAUGUUGAUACAGCUGUUCUGAUGGGUGCGAAUUUGGCCACUGAAGUGGCAAAUGAAGAUUUUUGCGAGGCUACUAUUGGUUGUAAAGAUCAGAAAGACAGAUGGUCUAUACUGCAGAAAUUGUUUGAUAGUGACAAUUUCAAGAUUGCUCUAACGGAAGAUGCAAAUACUGUCGAAUUAUGUGGUGGUCUCAAAAAUAUUGUGGCAUGUGCCGCAGGCUUUGCUGAUGGCCUUGGUUAUGGAAGUAAUACAAAAUCAGCUAUUAUCCGACUGGGUCUUAUGGAAAUUACCAUCUUUGUCGAACUGUUUUAUCAUGGCUCGAACAUCCGGACAUUUUUUGAAAGUUGUGGUGUAGCUGAUCUUAUAGCAACGUGUAGUGCUGGCAGAAACCGUAAAAUAUGCGAAGCAUUCGUUAAAACGGGGAAAUCAAUUAAAGAAUUGGAACAGGAGAUGCUGAAUGGACAAAGUGCUCAAGGUCCUUUGACAGCUGAAGAAGUUUAUCUUAUGUUGAAGAAGCACAACAUGGUUUCAAGAUUUCCAUUGUUCUCAGCUGUGCACCAGAUAUGCCAAGGACAUAUUUCUCCAGAUCAUCUGGUAGCUCACCUUCGUGAAUCCCAAAACUCGAAUUGA